AUGGCCGCCUCCACCGCCUCUUUCUCCGCCACCUUCUCCUCCCUCUCCUUCCAUCCCCACCUCCCCUCUUGCCUCUCUUCUCUCCACCCUUCCUUUGCCCCAAAACACCCCCAAAAACCCAUCUCCCUCCGCUUCAAAUUCACUUCAAUAAAUGCCAAUUCUUCAGACAUCAACACCACAUUCUUCGACACUACUGACCCUGAAGAAAUCUACACAUUCAGCCCACCAGAACGCCCCGAAGACUUCGUCCCACCACCCUCCUUUGACGAAGGCCCAUUCGAGUCAGAGGACGAGAUUGCCAAGGCCUACGAGGAAUUAUAUGGUGCUGCGUACAGUGGAGAGACUUUUCUCGGCAAUGACGUGUAUGCAAUGAACUCUAAGAUAAAGAAAACAACUGGGUUCGGGUCUAAGGCGAAGAAAGAAAAAGUGAGAGAUGGAUUUGAGGAGAGAGUUGUGCAGGUUAGGAGGGUUACUAAAGUGGUGAAGGGAGGGAAGCAAUUGCAUUUCAGGGCUGUUGUGGUGGUGGGUGAUAAACAGGGGAAUGUGGGGGUUGGAGUAGGCAAGGCUAAGGAGGUAAUUGGUGCUGUUCAAAAAUCUGCUGUUAAUGCCAGGAGGAAUAUCAUUACAGUUCCCAUGACCAAGUACAAGACUUUCCCACACAGAUCUGAGGCAGACUAUGGGGCAGCUAGGGUUAUGCUUCGACCUGCUUCACCAGGUACUGGAGUUAUUGCUGGAGGUGCUGUGAGGAUUGUUUUAGAACUGGCCGGGGUUGAAAAUGCAUUGGGGAAACAACUCGGUAGCAACAAUGCGCUCAAUAAUGCACGAGCCACGGUCGUAGCUGUGCAGAAAAUGAGGCAAUUCAGUGAAGUGGCUGAGGAGCGUGGCAUCCCAAUGGAAGAACUUUGGAAGUGA
This is a messenger RNA of Fraxinus pennsylvanica, 912 nucleotides long. Lineage: Eukaryota; Viridiplantae; Streptophyta; Magnoliopsida; Lamiales; Oleaceae. The record is from the annotation of a GenBank genome assembly.